Molecule: messenger RNA, 3424 nt
Organism: Scatophagus argus
Lineage: Eukaryota; Metazoa; Chordata; Actinopteri; Scatophagidae
Product: zinc finger protein 664-like
Exons: 3
Coding region: 483-1985 (500 amino acids)
Biological process (GO): regulation of transcription by RNA polymerase II
Cellular component (GO): nucleus
Molecular function (GO): RNA polymerase II transcription regulatory region sequence-specific DNA binding; DNA-binding transcription factor activity, RNA polymerase II-specific
Source: RefSeq, a predicted model, not a curated record
UAAAAAUAAUAUUCAUUAAUUAAAUAUUUUCAUUAAGUGAAAUAUUUUUACAGUCUUUUUUCAAAUUUCACAAUCAUGUCACAAUCUCCUUCCUGUCUUCAUAAAAGAUUUGUUGCUAUGGAAACUUGUCCCCCAUUUUUGAGCCCUUUACCCCGGAAGUCGCCAGCUGCUGACCUUUUCGCCAUUUUUCCUCCCCCAGGAUGGUGAAGUCUAGCAAUGGUAGUGUGCUUCUGAUUGGCGAGUACUCGUUGACUACGUCGAUCGGGUUGGUCAGGUUCAGGUAGGCGGAGUGAGAUUGGUUAAGAAUACCAGAGUAAGCCAAUCGGAGGCAGAGAAAGGCGGGCCAUGACUUCGCCAUCCUGGGAUAGAGAAUGUGGCCGUGCUGCAACAGAGCAAGUUGCUCCUGUUAGCUGUUCAGUUGACUCAACAGUCAGCUGCCUAAACGGACCGUCAGAUCUUCAUAGAGCGGCUGAACCAGCGGGAUGGACACCGACACGGCUUCACCGGAUGCCGCAGAAGACGUUGAGAUCAAACUGGAGCCAGACAGCGAUGUGGAGAUCCAGUCGUAUCCUGUCCUCAAGAGACUGUCCAUCGAACUGAUUGACUGCAGGGUGUGGCUGGAGGGGCGGGACUUCCUCUCUCUUGGUGAUCAUCCUCAGCUCUGUAACCAGAGACCGGGGCAGCGCCACCUGACAAAUACAGGCAGAAAGAUGGUCUACUGUUCUGAGUGUAAGAGAGGGUUCUACAAGCAGUCUCACCUGGAGGCUCACCAGAGAACCCAUCAGGGACAGAAACCCAAUCAGUGCUGGCAGUGUGGGAAGACCUACCCGACCCUGAUGAGCCUUGUUGUCCACCAACAGAUCCACGACCGCAAGCAGCCCUACCAAUGCUCAUACUGCGAUAAGACCUUUGCCCUGAAGAGGGACUGGAAGACCCACCACCGGACGCACUCAGGAACCAAACCUUUCAAGUGUUGGUUCUGCGGGGACGGCUUCAGCGAGCAGGACGAGCUCACCGAGCAUCUGGAAGUGCACAAAGGGGAGAAGUGUUACCACUGCAAAGUCUGUGGCAAGAUGUUCGUCUCUUACCAGGGCUUCAACUUUCACCGCAAGUCGCACAAGAACCAGAAGCUGCUGCCCUGCAUGAAGUGCAAUAAGACCUUCAGCAACCCUCAGAGCCUAAAGCUCCACCAGGUCACUCACUCCAACAGGAAACCACAUAAAUGUCCCACCUGCGGCAAAGGCUUCAAGCUGCUGAGCGGCCUGCGCUGCCACCAGAGGACCCACGAGGACCUGAAGGACUACCACUGCACCGAGUGUGGCAAGUGUUUUUCCAGCCUGCAGGGUCUGAAGCUGCACAACCGUACGCACACCGGCCUGAAGCCUUACAGAUGUACCGAGUGCGGGAAGAGGUUCACCCAGUCGCCCCACCUCAAGUCCCACAUGGUCACUCACACCGGGGAGCGACCGUUCCUCUGCACUACCUGCGGAAAGAGAUUUACCCAGUCAUCCCACCUGAGGUCGCACAUCACACUGUUCCAUGUGGGCGAGAAGCCGUUCACCUGCGAUGACUGCGGGAAGAGCUUCACCAUUGCUCACUACCUGAAGAUGCACCGGCUGAGCCACACCAAGGAGAAGCUGUACCAGUGCUCCUAUUGUGAGAAGUCCUUCUCCUACCACAACUCCUGGAGGGCCCACGAAAGGAUCCACACAGGCGAGCGCCCGUUCAGCUGCCAGGACUGUGGCCAGAGCUUCAUUACAUCGGGCUCGUUGCUGAGCCACCAGCGAUCCAAACACACCGGAGAGAAGAGCCAUUACUGCAUCACCUGCGGAGAGUUUUUCUUCACCAGCUCGCUGCUGCGGGUCCACCAACUCGACCACACCGGUGAGCGGCCACAUGCUUGCAGCUGCGGCAAGACCUUCAAAACCAAAGGAGUGCUGCGCUACCACCUGAAGAGGUUCACUGACCACCAGCCGGCCAAGUGAGGCUGCCUGGGAGCACAUCUGGCAGAGGUUUUCAGAGCCCCCUCAUCCGCAGGGAGUGGAAGUGGGGGGGGUUGUAUGGAGAGACCACCAAAUGCUGAAAGGUGAAAGGGGACAGGUGCAUGCAGGUGUUGUAACAGCAGGAAGUUAGUUAUUGUAGUUUAUCAGCAGGUGGUGCUACAGCAGCGACUCACAGCUCAUGGAGAAAACACUUUGACAGGCUGCGCUAAUUUGCCUUUUCAGAGGCUCAAACACACGAAGAUGAAAUACAUAAGCUUCAGUCUCUGAUGUCCCUCCAGAACAAACCUCCAGUUAUCCACUUAGAAAUCAUCUUCAUGUUCUUAUCAGAUUUUUUUUGUUUUUGUUUAUUUUUUCUGGUUAAAUCAAGGUGAUCCGGUGAUGGUCGUCUGCUAACAGAAGCUGCUAACAGCUCACUUAAACGUACUAAAGGCAACUUGCUCAGAUGGAUCAGGUUAGCGAUGCAUCCAAGGAGCUGAUGGUCAUUUUAGGAAUUAUGUUCAGUGUUUAACUUUUUUUUUUUUUUUUUUUUUUUACAGAAAUGAAACGAAUUGUCAGGGCUUCUUUCAAAGCUGACUUGAUGUAACAGAACAAACCGAACACUGAGACGUAACACUAAGAAACGAUGAAUCUGCUUCGCUGUCGGAAACACUUAAGAGACCACACAGACGUUUUCUUUAUUUUUAUCAACUCCCAUCUGUUUGUGUCAUUCAAAAACCAGAAUCGUUGAAAGAAAACCAUCAGCUGCUUGGACCCAAAUCAGUUUUAAAGAAACAGACCAACAUUUUUAUUAAAUCAUCUUGCUCUCUCUCUUUUCGGGUCAGAUCAAAACACUGACAAGGAGGACAUUUUGGCAGGUCUUCUCUCCUAAGGACUGAGGUCCAGACUUGGCAUGAAGGCUCAGGUUUUUAGUCGUUGCCUGGAAUGAAAUCCAUUACACAGAUGUGGACUCGGGUCACAUGAUCAGGACAAAAUCUGAUGGCUGAAGUCCGAGACCAGACUCGUGACCCUUAUCUGUUUGAGUGUGAAGGACCUGACUUUGCCCUCGAGACCAAAGAUUAAAACAUUAAAAAGUCCAAACACAACAAACUCUCUCAACGUUAACAACUUCAGACCAGCACGCAAAUAAAGCCACGUUUGUCCUGACUUGGAACUUGCUGGUUGCGACUUGGUACUUUUUGGUCUUGACUUGGACCUGAUCUCAGACUUAAGUGAGGACUUGUGUGUCUUGCCUUGCAGCAGUCAGGACUUGUGGGAGACUGACUUGUGACUUGAAACACUGACUGUCCUCCUCUGGUCUCAUACUGAGUCUCUUUAUGACCACCGUGCUCCAGUGAGCUGAAAGCAGAAGUGAAUCAUAUGACGGCUGGCUCUCCAUGCAGAAACAUGUUCAAGCAGAAAUAAAACACGUUUCAUCCUGCAAA